CGACAACGCAUCGCUCAACGACUGCUUCCGUCUGAACUUACUGAAAUACCAGACUGCUCUUUGACCCUUACACAGCCGGAGGUACCCCAUUCGUCUCACCACCUCCAGUGCAGAGGGAGAGUAGGUAUAUGUUGACUAUCCACUGACGUCAAUUGAUCGAUUCCCUCUCACUCUUCUCUCUUGGCCAUUCAUCAUGUACGCUAAGAUAAUAUGCAACCCUCCGCUAGGGAAGGCAACCGUCGUUGGUCAGGCUCGAGAUGUCCAAUUUACCGUUGCGAUUGAGAGUUCUGCGGAGAAGAGAUGGAAUGUAGCAUUGUGGACCAACUGUAAUGACCCAACCAAGUGGGAAAGUGUUCCUUUCGAUCCAAUUGAGCGGCCUACAUCUACGCUAGUACUUGGUCAAAACGGCACCAAUGUAAAGCACCAAUGGUUUACUACUGCGCUGAAGAACAAUCCUGGACGCAUAGCCCCUGUUUCUUUCACAAUCACCUUCCGAGCCGGUGAAGACGAGGCGUGGAAAUGGGCUAAUGAUCAGUUCUCAACCUCGGAUGGCCAGCUGCUCUAUCAAUCUCUACGACUACAAGCUCAUGACCUAUCCGACUACAUAGCAGACUUGCCUCCGUACCUUCAAAUUGAUGAAGAACAAAGCGAGACUCCAGAGACGCUCUUGUGGUCCGUCACUAGCCCCGUUAGCGCGGCAUCUGGUAGAGCUUCCGGAUUCUCUAUUAACAAGCUUGGCCGGCCUACAGACUUCUUGAGAUGGUUCUCCUUGGUGCGACUAUGGAGUCCAUGGCUAGCACCUCGACAAGGGCAAACCAGCUUCAAUCCUGAUAAGGAAGCUGUAUUAGCAUCUUUUCUUCGUCAGGAUGGCUCACAUUUGGUCAUACUCGCGGUCAGUGGUGUUGAUGACGUCUUGACUACACUCCAUCACGACGGAAACGGGGGAAUAGUCAUGAAUUCACGCAAUGACAGCGAAAGCCAAGGCGUUGCCCGACUCGUUGUUGCAGUUGCUCAGUCUUUCGAGGUUGCCAAUGCGGCCGUCAUGUAUUACGCUCGGAAGUUGGUGAUGAAGUACGCACUAGCCUCGGGUGAGGCUUCGAAAGAAGAAAAGGCUAAGGGGGAUGACGAGAUCAAACCGGAGUGGCUAGAAAAUUGGUAUGAUGGACUUACGUACUGCACAUGGAACGGAAUCGGGCAAAAUCUCACCGAGGAUAAAAUAUUCACAGCUCUAGAUUCGCUCAAGAAGAAUGAGAUCAACAUCACAAAUCUCAUCAUUGAUGAUAACUGGCAGUCACUGGACACAGAAGGUGGCGACCAAUUCAAAAAUGCCUGGAUGGAGUUUGAAGCCAACAAGGGAGGGUUCCCCAGAGGUCUCCAAAGGACAGUGGCCGACAUUCGCUCCAAAAACGAAAAUAUCAAGCACAUUGCCGUCUGGCAUGCAAUACUCGGAUAUUGGGGCGGCAUCUCUCCACAUGGCAAGAUUGCGAAAGAGUACAAAACUGUCACUGUACAGAAGAAGGGUGGCGUUUCUGGAGGCAAGAUGCUCGCUGUAGCCGAAGAGGAUGUACCGCGGUUCUAUCAAGACUUCUAUAGCUUCCUUAGCUCUACGGGAGUUGACUCGGUCAAGACGGAUGCUCAGUUUUUCCUGGACGAGCUUGACGAUGCCACCGACAGGAGGGCCUUGAUCCGUACAUAUCAAGACGCGUGGUCCAUAAACAUCCUGCGUUAUUUCUCCGCUAAAGCUAUUUCCUGCAUGUCGCAGACGCCACAAAUUCUCUUCCACUCUCAGAUGCCGUUCAACAAGCCCCAGAUCAUGGUCCGCAACUCGGACGACUUUUUCCCAGAAGUCCCUGCCUCACACCCCUGGCACAUCUUUUGCAACGCGCACAACUCUCUCUUCACCCAGCAUCUAAAUGUUCUGCCGGAUUGGGACAUGUUCCAAACAUCACAUCCUUGGGCCUCGUUCCACGCCGCAGCACGCUGCGUCUCCGGAGGACCAAUCUACAUCACAGACGUUCCCGGGAAGCACGACGUCGACCUCAUCCAUCAAAUGACGGCGAAAACCCCACGCGGCAACACUGUCAUCCUGCGCACUCACACCGUCGGAAAGAGCAUCGAAGCAUACAGCAGCUACGAUGAGCCCGCAUUGCUCAAGAUCGGGACAUACGUCGGCAUGGCCCACACCGGAACCGGCAUCCUCGGCGUCUUCAACGUCUCGCAGCGCAGCAUUUCCGAACUGCUCCGACUCGAUCAAUUCCCAGGGACUGAGGAAGGCAGCUAUAUCAUCCGCAGCCACACUACUUCCCAAGUCAGCAGCCAGAUCCUCAAUGGAGAUGAUCCUUGCGCCUUGCUCAACCUCCCAGUCCAGGGAUGGGAGAUCCUCUCUGCCUUCCCUGUUCAUGACUUCGAGCUGCAGCGCAACCAACCCGCAGACGGCCCAUCAUCCAUCAGCGUCGCCAACCUAGGUUUGAUAGGCAAGAUGACAGGCGCUGCUGCUAUCGUGAAUACUGAUAUCCAUAUUGAUCGGACAUCCGGGAGGCUGAAGGUCUGGACGUCGUUGAAGGCGUUGGGUACUUAUGGCCUGUACAUCUCCGAUCUCCCGAAACGCUCUCUGGAGAACGACUUCAUGGCCCUCCUCUUCGGCAAACCCAUCCCGCUCGACUGCGUCAAAAUCAACGCCGUCUGUCCUAAUAUCCUUGAAAUCGAUGUUGUCAAGGCGUGGAAGGAGACGGACUCCGAGGCCGGCUGGAGCAACGAGGUUGCGGUCGAGAUCGUGAUCCGGUAAACUGGUUCACGAAAAACGUGGACCGAGUUCUAGCUCAUCCAUCUAUCAAAAGUAGUGUUCGAAUGCUUGAUUAAAAGGCGUAAGGCUGGUAUAUCUAAAACGACAUGUUACGAGAAUGAAUAGUUACCCUUCCUGCUUGGUCGAUGCUUAUGAUGUAAGUGCUUCUGAAAAAGCUCCCGCUGAGAAAAUACCUCGCGAUUGCAACGCCGAAAUAUGCCGAGUGACCCCUUGACUUUACAUAUUCAUACAGUCAAAUCCCCCCUAACGCCAACGCUGGAAUAACACUGACCCAAGAGAUACAAAUGGAAAAGGGCAAAGCGCCUCAAAAGGCCCAAUCAAUACCCACCAAGAAAUCAUAGCCAAAGGAACCACCUCACCCCCCUAACAACCCCAACACCGACCCCUUUCACCAGCCUCACCACAACCACAAUCAGCCAC
Molecule: messenger RNA, 3223 nt
Organism: Mytilinidion resinicola
Lineage: Eukaryota; Fungi; Ascomycota; Dothideomycetes; Mytilinidiales; Mytilinidiaceae
Product: glycoside hydrolase
Exons: 5
Coding region: 194-2785 (863 amino acids)
Source: RefSeq, a predicted model, not a curated record